Messenger RNA from Musca domestica (house fly), 1256 nucleotides. It is a transcript of the gene mRpS31, whose product is annotated as small ribosomal subunit protein mS31. The record is from RefSeq and is a predicted model, not a curated record. The transcript has 2 exons. Bases 77 to 1228 code for a protein of 383 amino acids. Gene Ontology annotation, cellular component: mitochondrial small ribosomal subunit. NCBI's taxonomy places the organism in Eukaryota, Metazoa, Arthropoda, Insecta, Diptera, Muscidae. Gene Ontology annotation, molecular function: structural constituent of ribosome.
AUCCCUAUUUUUGCUCGCAUGGAUUCAUGUAAUUGGGGGACAUAUCUCUUAAGUUUUUAUUAAAAAAUCAAUUAAAAUGUUGUAUUUACGUAAAACCCAAGAGCUGACCAUAAGGAAUCUGGCUGCACGUUUCCUGGCCGGUACUCGCAACUAUAGUCGAGAUUACGACUCAUCAGACGAUGAAAAAGAACCCAAGAAAUCCAAAGCUAAAAAAGAGAAGUCCCCCACGACGCCAGCUGCCGAAGAGUCCGCAUCGUCCAAGCUGAACCGUUUGUUGGCUUCCAUGCAAACCGAGGAUCACAUGAAUUUGAAUAAAAACUAUGAUGUUGUUCCCAAACCUGGUGAUGCCAAUAAGAAAAAGAAACAACAAGUUAAGCAACAAGCUGAGUCUAAGGAUAUUUUUACAGCAGCUAAGCGUGUAGCUUCGCUGUUGGGGGAGGAGAAUAAACAAAAAACCGAAUCGGAAUUAUUGGCUAAGCUGUUGGGAGGAAAGCCUGCGGCAGCAUCUGGUGCAGAGGGCGAAAAAUCAUCUGAAUCCGAUGUAAGCUUGAGCGACUUGAUUGUGGGCAUGAAAAUCGAUCGUCGCCAGAAUCAAAAGGAAUCCGCGCCUACACGCAGUGAAUAUGUUCGUCGUUCCAUUGCCGCCAAGGGUAGUCAAAAACAGCAGUAUCGCAAAGAUGGAGGUAGUUCGAAGGAUAAGCGCCCUGCCCAGCGUCCUCGAGAAGCCGCCACCUACACUGGAAGUGUUAAUCUGUUUGGUGGAGAACCUUUGGGUAUCUUUACUGAUCCCGCACAACUUAAGGAAUCUGCAGAUCUUUUGCCCACUUGGUCGUAUUUGCAAGAACAAUCACUGAAACUGCAAGUAAGCCAUCCACCCAAUAAUUAUUUCGAUAAAUUGGCCUUGUGGACGGAGCAGGGUAAAGUGUGGCGUUUCCCCAUAGACAAUGAACAAGAUUGGUCGGCGGAAAAGGAUGUGGACUUUUCGGAACACAUCUUUUUGGAGCAGCAUUUAGAGGGAUGGUGUCCCACACGUGGUCCCAUACGCCAUUUCAUGGAGUUGGUAUGUGUGGGUCUGUCCAAGAAUCCCUAUCUAACGGCCCAAGAAAAGAAGGAUCACAUUUUGUGGUAUCGUGAUUAUUUCGAAACGAAAAAGUAUAUUUUGAAGGAUAUAAUAGCUGAAGAUGCUAAAGCAUCAGCUGUUAAGGAUACCAAACAGGUUGAGGCGUAAUUGUUGAGUAAAAUGUAUUUGUUUUUUG